Molecule: messenger RNA, 2421 nt
Organism: Besnoitia besnoiti
Lineage: Eukaryota; Apicomplexa; Conoidasida; Eucoccidiorida; Sarcocystidae
Exons: 15
Coding region: 1-2421 (806 amino acids)
Molecular function (GO): protein binding
Source: RefSeq, a predicted model, not a curated record
AUGGGGCGACAACAGAAGAUCCUGCGCGCCGAGGAUUCCUUAUCCUCUGCGGUCGGCUUUCUCCCUUCGCGACGGCGGCAGACAGGGAUUCGGGCAGGGCGCACACGGAGGAAGAACGAGGCGCCUCCUGCAGCCGGCUUGUCUCUGUUUCCGCGCCGAGCGAAAGAGAGAGAGGCGGAGAACGAUGAAACCGCGGGAGUGCCUCCCAUGGUAGCCACACCAGUAAACGUGAGAAGGUGCUCGGUCCAGACCCGUGUUUUCUCUCUCGUGCUUUCGGGGUGUGUGAUUCUACUCGUCCUGUGCGGCGGGACCCGCCACGCGUCGCGGCUCCUGGGCGGCGCCAAGGCACUCGGGUCGGACUUGUCGCCGUCUUCGCGCCCCGAAAACCUUUCAUUGGGCGCGGAGCGCAUCUCCAAGAGAGGAGGAGGCGGCCCUGAGUGUUUGGCUCCGACCUCUUCUGACGCCGAGUUCAUUUUCGCGCCCCUCAGCGAGGCGCCUCCCCGGGGUCGUCUGCCUUCGUCGCCUUCUUCGGCGGCUCCUUCGCCUGCCGCAGCGGGCCGGCGGAUUCCGCGCGACUCCGCUUCGCCACCUGCCUCUCCCUUCCCUUCGGGUUCCUCCGCUGCGAAGCGCCAGGCGGCUCGCGACGACGCGCCUGGCGGCCUGCGGCCUCUUCGAGACGCCCCCUUCCUUCUGGAGAAGGCGCCUGUGGAUCUGAGUUCCCCGGCGGACUUCCUCGCGCUUCUCCCCUUCCGCCCGCGUGGCGGCGCUCCACAGGCGCUUCCGAGCGCUCUCCCGAGCUUCCUCCUGGUCUCCUGCGCGCGCAACGGCCUGCUCGCGGUGAGACCCGCAAGGAGUCGCAGCCCAGGGGCCCGCGAGCCCCUGGCCGCAGUCGCCACAGGCCACGAGGCGCCCGUCGUCGCCCUUGCCGCCUUCGAGAGACAUCCCGAGGAUGGGUUCGUUGCGACACUCGACGCCUCAGGCGAGCUCCGCGUUCACUCCGUGGUGACGCGGGCGGUCUCAGCGCCGCUCUGCGGACCGCCCGAGGCCGCGACAGGCGCGGAGGAGCCCAACUCGCUCUCUGCUGCCUCGGCUUGCGAAAAGCGACUCGAGGCGCCAUGGAAACUAGGGGGAGCGCUGGGUCUGCGCGCGGCAGUCUCGUUGGCGCCCGACGUCCUCGUCCGCCACGCCUUCCUGGCCGUCACCGGCAGUCGCAAGAUCACGAGCUUUGCAGUUAUUUCUCACAAAGGCGAGAAGCUGUUUCUCCUGGGCGACUCAGAAGGCUGGAUAACCGUCUUGUCGCGGACAGGGACGCUCCGCAGGCGUGUCAAAGUGACCGACGAAGAAGGCGGCGUGAGGCACGUGACGCAUCAGUCGGGCGUAGUCGUCUUCUGCACGGCGCGGAGCUUUGCAGUCUUCAGCGUGGCGGUCAUGGACGCAACGGGCGCCGUGGGAGGCGUCGACGCUCGAGCGCCCAUUUCCGCAAUCGCCUUGGACCCCACGCGGCAAACGCGACUGGCUGUGGCGUUGGAGGACGGCCAAGUGCUUUUAUACGAUUUGAAGAAGGCAGCCCUCCUUCACAAGCUUUCGAGCUCGUCGCGGGUGCCGCUGAGCCUCGUGUUCUUGAAGCACGUCAUUCUCGCAUUUGGCGCCGCCCAGGGAGAAGACAGUUUUCUGAUGGGGUUCGAUCCCAAAGCGGCUGAGGCCUCGCGCUCGGUCGUGCGCGACGGCGGAGCUUCAGGCGCAGCUUUUCUCUCAGCUGAACGAUUCUCCCUCGACAAUUUCCAAGUCGGUUCGGUUGCCUCGUCGUCCCGCAUCGGCGACAUGCACCUUGUUGCAGCCUUGUCUCUGAGCGGCGACGAGAUUCGCUUGUUUGAGCCUGUAUCGCGUCAUGGGCUGCCGCCAGAAGAGGAAUCCUGGACGAACUUCCGGUUGCCAAUACUCGUCAUCGCGCUCGUCGCCAUCCUCGUCUUUCGCACGUUUCGCACGCGGCGCCUCUCCGUCUUUAAGCCGAGAGACGAACCCGACAAAGGGGGCUUCUUGCCGGCCGCAGGCCCACGGGGCUGGGCGCGCAGACCCCGAGCCGACGAUAAUUUCGGCGACUUUCACAACAAGAAGCCAGACUUGACAGACUCAGCGAUCUUGGCGCUUCCCGCAGACGCCUGGCUUUUAUCGGCGGUCGGCUGCGUUACCUUCCAUGCGAAGGAACGGCGAUGCAGCUUUCUCAACGGCAGUGCGGAAAGAAAACCAGGGACGCGAGCCGUCUCGCGGUUGCCGCAGCUGAAGAAAUGGCAGCAAUGGAAGCGCUGGAAGUCGGGGCAGAAAGCGGAAGAAGUUAGGAGACAGCAGCGGGAGAGGCGCGGCCAGGACGGCAAAGAGGAAAGACGGAUAAUGGAACGCCUGCCGUUUAACCCUAAGCCCUAA